Argiope bruennichi is the source of this 1414-nucleotide messenger RNA. Its product is annotated as tetraspanin-9-like. NCBI's taxonomy places the organism in Eukaryota, Metazoa, Arthropoda, Arachnida, Araneae, Araneidae. Gene Ontology annotation, cellular component: membrane. The transcript has 7 exons. The record is from RefSeq and is a predicted model, not a curated record. The coding region runs from base 237 to 959 and encodes 240 amino acids.
GAUUGCUAGAAAUUAACAUUAUCAAAAAUUUUAUUGUUUUCAUGAAAUCGGUUUAAUUUCAGUCAAAUAAUUGUUUCAAAGUAUAUACCAUUGUAUAUACCGUUGUAUAUACCAUUUUGAGAAAUAUAUUCAUAUUAAAUGAAAACUAUUUAUAUAUAUAAUUGCAUCGGUAAUUUUGUAACAUUAUGAAAUUGCAGUCUAUAAUUCAUUGAACGGAUUAACUUCCUAGUUAAAAUAUGACCAACUUCAGCUGUGUUCGGAAGUCCCUGUGCUGCAUAAAUCUUUUAUUUUGGGUUUUGGGUUGCGGAAUAUUAGGCAUUGGUAUAUGGAUGCAUCUUGCUUAUCAAGGCUAUUCCAAACUACUGUCACAUCAGGCUUUAAGUGGUGAUAGCUUAGUUAUAAUUGCUGGAGUCCUCACAUUUCUACUUGGAUUUUUAGGUUGCUGUGGGUCUUGGUUUCAAAAUAAAUGCCUUUUGCGAAUGUAUUUCGUUCUUGUAAUUGCUGUUCUUUUGAUUGAAUUUACUGCUGGCACAUUAGGUUUUAUUUAUAGAAGACAUGUGGGUGCUGUCUUACAAGAUGAAUUACUUACUGGUCUGCAGACUCGAUAUACAACAAAUAAUAUACAUGGUCUUAAAACAACAUGGGAUCAUAUUCAAGAACAGUUCCAUUGUUGUGGUGUAAAAAGCUACCGUGACUGGCAUCAUAUUGCAGCCUGGCCAGAUAAGCAAUGGGUUCCGCAUAGUUGCUGUCUUCCAAAAGUUUCAAACAUAUCUUCUUGUGGAGAAGCAGAAGAUACAUCAUAUUUCUAUACAGCAGGAUGCUAUCCCAGUAUACAUCAAUGGAUUAUGGAGCGAUUAUAUAUUGUUGGUAUUAUUAGUCUCUUAUUUGCUUUUAUUCAACUUUUCGGAAUAAUUUCUGCAUUGGUCAUUGUUUGUCAUAUGGAUCCCAAAAGAAGAUAAAAUUUGGUGAAAUUUCCAGCCAAUAAAGAUGGAAAAAAUUUAGUCUCAUUGCGAUUAAAAAGGAAAGAAAACAAACUGCAGGAAUUCAUUCAUCUGAAAGAUUAUUUUCUUGAAAUUUUGUUUCAUCUUUUACAUGAGUUCAAUUAAUGUUGUAUUUUAUAAUAGUCUUGAGGUAGAAUCUUCAUCUUUUUAUGAAGAUGGAAUGAACUAUUUAAAAGAGUUUUUAUGCUGUGCUUCAUGUUGUAUUAAAAAAUCUAAGUGAUAUAAAAAGCAUCUCUUAUGAACAUUUAAAUUACUUUUAUUAUGAAUUUUUUUUUUUUUUUUGUACAUGUUGAAUUUUGGAUAUUAAUGAACUUUUGAAGUAAUGUAGCUGUGUAAAAAACAAAGAGAAUAUAUUCUAUAAACAAGUCUUGACAAGUCAGAAUCUUGAACUAUAAACAAGAUUUAAGACAAAG